Molecule: messenger RNA, 786 nt
Organism: Ostreococcus tauri
Lineage: Eukaryota; Viridiplantae; Chlorophyta; Mamiellophyceae; Mamiellales; Bathycoccaceae
Product: Target SNARE coiled-coil domain
Exons: 2
Coding region: 1-786 (261 amino acids)
Biological process (GO): vesicle fusion
Cellular component (GO): Golgi apparatus; endoplasmic reticulum membrane; ER to Golgi transport vesicle membrane
Molecular function (GO): SNAP receptor activity; SNARE binding
Source: RefSeq, a predicted model, not a curated record
AUGGCGUCCGCGCGCGCGCUGAGUGAUCGACUUCGAACGGCGUUCGCCGAGUUAGAGGAUGGGUUUAAAAGACGAGAUGUCUUGGAUAAUCCCGACGUCGCGAUGUCGACGCAGCACCUGAAGAAGCUGACGAAUAAGAUGGCGGACACGAAGAAGUUGAUCAAGGAAUACGAGCGCGUGGCGCUGAGCGAGGGGUCAAUGGACGCGGAGAGUUUGGCGAGCAUGAAGAAGCAGUACGUGUCCAAGUUAAAUAAUUUUGUGCAGAUGAAGAAGGAGGAGCAGACAAAGCUCACGGCUCGGGCAAACGCGGCGCAGUCGGAGGAGAGCGCGCGGGGAUCGUCUUCGGCGACGUCCGAGCGGCCUGCCGCGACAGCCUCGGGAGCGUCGGCGUCGACGUCCACGGCGUUCGCGUUGCCGGCGUUUAAGCCUAAAAAUAAGGAUAUCAUCUUAGAGGACGAGCAGUUGAUGCAGAUGGAGGCUGGUGAUUUGAUCCAGCACGGAAGGAAUGUGAUGGACCAGACGGACCAGAGCAUCAUGCGAAGCGAGGCAGUAGUUGAAGAGACAAUUCAAAUUGGCGCGCUGACGGCUGAGGCACUGCGCGGUCAGACGACGCAGUUAGAGCGCAUCGUGGACGAUCUCGAUGAAAUUCACUUUUCACUGAAAAAAUCGUUCGCGGUAAUCAAGGACAUGACGCGAGGGCUGGCCACGGACAAGUGCAUCAUGCUCUUGCUGUUUCUUGUCAUCGCGGGCGUCGUGACGGUGGUCGUCUUGCGCUUUUUGAAAUAG